Prunus avium (sweet cherry) is the source of this 747-nucleotide messenger RNA. The record is from RefSeq and is a predicted model, not a curated record. Lineage: Eukaryota; Viridiplantae; Streptophyta; Magnoliopsida; Rosales; Rosaceae.
UUUGUACCUUCGGCCCUAGGCCUUCUUCCAUUUACCUUUGGGUCUAAUCCCCUUUGUACAAAUGUAAACAUUAUCAUAAUGAGAACAUCUUCUCCGUGGACGUAGCCCAAUUCAUUAAGAGUGAACCACGUAUAUCUUGUCUUUCGUAUAUUUAUCGCUUGCUCAGGUCUUCACACACACAUGCUGAAAGUCCUCACCUUCACCCAUCAUCCAUCACACCUCAUCACUAAGUUGGACUCAAUCUUGGCCGAACCAUUUUGAGCAUCAACAAAAUUAUAUUAGACGAACUCAAUCAAAUAAUCCAGCGAUCCAGGAUCUCUGUCAUCAUCUUCUCAAGGAGGUAUGCGGAUUCCAUAUGGUGUCUUGAGGGGCUGGAGAAGAUCAUGGAGUGUAGAAGAACAUUGGGGCAAAUCAUUUUGCCAAUUUUCUACGACGUUGAUCCUAGUGAUGUCCGGGAACAAACUGGUAGUUUUGCAGAAGCAUUUCAGACACAUGAAGUGCGCUUCCAUGGAGUUAAAGAUAAGGAAGAAAAGAUACAGUCAUGGAGAAAGUCUCUAACUAAAGCUGCAGGUCUGGACGGCCUGGUUUUGAGCAAGUUUGAUGGGUAUGAAGGAGUGUUUAUCAGGAAAAUUAUUGACGAGAUCAAUAGAAAAUUGAAGAGCAGCCACCAAACAAGUUGGAAUAGAAUCUAGCAAGCAAGAAGUCAGUAAAUAUGUUUUAGGCUCUUCUCUAUACAAAAGAAGCACA